Molecule: messenger RNA, 963 nt
Organism: Penicillium canariense
Lineage: Eukaryota; Fungi; Ascomycota; Eurotiomycetes; Eurotiales; Aspergillaceae
Product: NRDE family protein
Exons: 2
Coding region: 1-963 (320 amino acids)
Biological process (GO): protein secretion; Golgi organization
Cellular component (GO): Golgi apparatus
Source: RefSeq, a predicted model, not a curated record
AUGUGCAUCGCGCUGAUCUCAACCGCUCACCCGUCAUAUUCGUUAAUCAUCAUCGACAACAGAGAUGAAUUCCUGCGACGACCAACUUCCGCGCCGGACUGGUGGCCGGAGCCAGCAUCGUAUGUCCUCGGCUCACGCGACUUGGCGCGGGCCACGCAUGGCACCUGGAUGGGCGUCACCAAACAGGGCAAAGUAGCGGUGCUCACCAACUACCGCGAAGAUAAAUGCGCCGAAGCCGUCGGGCUACAUAGCCGUGGCCGAAUUGUCAAUAGCUGGCUGACCAGUCCUCCCAGCGAGGGUCAGACCACCCACAGCUUUGUGCAGGCGAUGGUCGCCAGCCCGGAAGCCAAGCAAGUCGGGGGCUUUAGCCUGGUUUGUGGCCGGGUCAACGAACCCUUGGCCAUUGUCUCCAACCGUUCAUCCGACAUGGACCAGAUCACAUGGGUAGCCGCCGAGAAGAAUCAAACCCGUGGGCUUAGCAACACCAGUGUCGAUGACCGCACAUGGCCAAAGAUCCUGGACGGUGAAAGGCUCAUGCAGAGUGCUAUCGAAGAACAUGUACAAGCCCAAGAGGGUGAGGAGACCCUGCUACAGCGUCUCCUCCAGGUGCUCAGCACCGACACCCUGCCACGACUGCCAGAAGGCACCGGUGUCGAGACUUACAUUCAACAGCUACGAAAGAGCAUCUUUGUUCCACUCAUUGGAGCCGACGAGGACGCCAAUCAAGUCGCAGAAGAAAUCGCCGCCGCCCAUGUUGAGGACGAGAUGCAGCAGCCCCACACAAAUGGGGCCCUGGGCCAGAACUAUUCUUCCGGGCCGUACGGGACUCAGAAGCAGACUAUCCUUCUAGCUCGGCCUGACGGUCGAGUCCGGUAUUUUGAGCGGACCCUUUACGACCAUCACGCGAAGGCCGUGCCUAUCGGGCAAGGCGAUCGAUCCUUCGAGUUCCACAUCGAACAAUAG